Molecule: messenger RNA, 858 nt
Organism: Beauveria bassiana ARSEF 2860
Lineage: Eukaryota; Fungi; Ascomycota; Sordariomycetes; Hypocreales; Cordycipitaceae
Product: short-chain dehydrogenase
Exons: 3
Coding region: 1-858 (285 amino acids)
Cellular component (GO): intracellular anatomical structure
Molecular function (GO): oxidoreductase activity, acting on NAD(P)H, oxygen as acceptor
Source: RefSeq, a predicted model, not a curated record
AUGGUUGCAGUAGCUAAUGGCGCGAUUGUGCACGAUGGCGGCGCCUCAUCCCUGCCCACAACCCUGAGCACACUCCCUGGCCCCAACCACGACUGGAGCGUAACUCUCAAAGACAAAGUCAUUGCCAUCACUGGUGCCAAUCAAGGUAUUGGCCUGGCACUUGCAGAGGUGUGCCUCGCCAACGACGCUGCGUCCGUCUUUAGCUUGGACAUUUCAGUACCCGCGGAGUCAUUCGCGGAUCUGGAAAAGUGUUUCCCGGGCAAGCUAGAGUUUUGGCACUGUGAUGUCACAAAGGAAGAGAGCGUCCAGGCGGCGCUCGAUGCCAUUGUCGCCAAGAAGAAACGCUUCGAUGGCAUGAUUGCCAAUGCUGGAGCCACAAAGCACCAGCCCGCGCUGGACUUUACCAUGGACCAGGUCAAGCGACUGUUUGAGCUAAAUGUUUAUGGCUCGUGGAACUGCGCGACCGCCGCGGCGAGAACAUUCAUCAAGCUCGGAUGCAAAGGCAGCAUUGUCUUCACCGCAAGCAUGACUUCAUAUCGUCCCAACAGAGCUGCCCCGUCGGCCCCCUACGGCGCAACAAAGGGCGCGGUGCGAAACAUGACGCACACUCUGGCCAUGGAGUGGGCACAAUAUGGCAUUCGCGUCAACAGCAUCUCGCCUGGGUUUGUAAAGACGGCAUUGACGUAUUAUAUCGAAAAAGACCCGGAAUGGGGGAAUAAGAUGAAGAAUUAUGGUGGAAUGCCUCGUUUGGCUCUGCCGCAGGAGCUUGGCGGGGCGUACGUGUACCUGCUGAGUGAGACGUCGACGUAUACUACUGGUAUUGAUAUUCCCAUAGCUGGUAUCGUGGGAGCUUGGUAA